Molecule: messenger RNA, 1483 nt
Organism: Lecanosticta acicola
Lineage: Eukaryota; Fungi; Ascomycota; Dothideomycetes; Mycosphaerellales; Mycosphaerellaceae
Source: the annotation of a GenBank genome assembly
AUGGCAGUGAAGCUGUGCGACCUGGCAAACGAAGUGCUCAGCUUGAUUGCCGAACAACUGGAGGGCGACACCGAGUCACUGCAAGCACUGAGAGGCACGUCUUCGCGCUUUCGAGCCAUUGCGGAACCCGUGCUCUACCGUCAUUUGUUUUUCCGUGAUUACGACAAGAUCACAUCGCUCGUUCCAUUUCUCCUACAACCCGAUUCUCCCUCCAGGCUCAAGGCAGUGCAUUCCAUCGAUGCUCGUCCCCAGGAGGGCGGCCACCGGGCAGGCCCCGAACAUUUGGUCAGCAUCUUGGGCAGGACGCCAAACUUGAAGGAGUUGACCUUCGAAAUGGCUGGUAUCAAUCAACGCCUCUAUAAGAAGGGUGCGUGGAGCAGAUUUGACGAGAGAGACAUUCUGGCUCCAAUCAUUGAUUCUGCUCUUUCGCAAGAGAUCCCUUCAGCACCACCUGCGAGGACGCUUCCAGUACUGAAGAAGUUGACGCUUCAUCUGAGCGGCAACAGCAUCCGCGCACGAUACUGGAACAUCGACGAUGAGAGCUGCAGGAUCUUCGCGCAUCCAAGUAUUGAGGAGAUGCACUUGUCGUGUGCCAACAUCACGCGAGAUUUUCAGCACGUACUCUUGCGCUUCGGCAAAACGCCAUUGAAACGACUUACCUUGACAGAAUGUGACAUCGGCCACACCGCUUUGAGCGCCUUACUGGAAAAGCCGCGCGCUCUCGAGUAUUUGUAUCUCGGUAAGUCGUACAUCGACUGACAUUUUGCUAUCACGAGAUCCUCAUCAUUGCUGUAUAGGCGAAAGUGCGAAUCAUUAUGGACAAAGAUCCUCCCCAGAGAACUACCUGCUGGAGAGAAAUGCUACCGCAUUCUUGGCUGCUCUUGGUCAGCAGAAGCAUUCUCUGAAGCAGUUUUGCUACCGACCAAAAGGCGUGCUCUUGUCAGUCACAAUGCCAGACGAUGCGGGAUUAUCGUCUUUCGAAGUUCUGGACACCGUCUCAAUGGAAUGCGCCUUUCCAGAGCUACAAGAAAUGAUCACAUCCGAGAAGACACGGCCACCGAAUCUCACAACAAUCAAUCUUCGAGAUUACCACGGCGCGAUACAAAACCAGUCGUCCCUGAUGAAUCAUGACCUCGAGGAGGAUAAUGGCAACAUUUCGCCUCUGAUGUUUCUGUGUCAACGCACGUCGAAGAUGAAAAGUCUGAAGCAGAUCAACGUCACGACAAACGACAUUUUUGGCAAUGGAACGCUUCCAGUCCCUGAGCAAGUCGUAGUUGAAGGCGCGGAGCUUUCGCUCCAGCCGAGAGGUGUCCGUCUGACUGUCUCGUGUCGUGCCUAUCCACAUAGUGCGAUCCCUCCCUACUUGGAAGGGGAGCCUACACCUACUGAUCAGCUGGUUUUUGACUCGCAGCUCCCUGGCGGAUGGCUGGAUGCAGGGUGCCGGUGGAGUGUCUUGGGAUCCAGCGGAUGGACGCCGCUGUGA